AGUGCUGAGACCUUCCCAAGAUGGCAUCGUACAGGUGCCUUCGGCCUGUCGUCAUGUCCGGUUGGCCGCGGCAGUUUCCGGGUGCAGCAGAGCCGGCGGCGAGUCGUUGGUAGGAGCACCUAGGAGACGCGGCGGUGCCGAGCCGAAAUGGCGGACCGCGCACCUCUCUUGGAGUAUGAGGAGGGUCCUGCCGUCGCCUUCCCUGCCGGUUCGGGUAGCGGAUCAGAAGCGGUGUCUGGACCGCGCAGCAUCGCUGGUAGUGCCGAGAGAUGGAGCCCGGUAGCGAGCGGUCCAUGGGCGGCGGAGGCGGCGCACCGAGGCCCGGAGCACGAAGAGGAGGAGCAGGUGGUCGCCGUGUUUGUGGUCACGUUUGACACCAGAGCAGGUAACAUUGUUGAAUGGCGUUUGCCACAAGAAGUGGACUUGGAAGGAGUGGAAUUUAAAUCCAUGGCCAGUGGAUCUCAUAGAAUUAACUCUGAUUUUGUCUACUUUCGGAAAGGUAACUACUUUGGUAUGGCAUGUUUUGCCAACAUGCCUGUGGAGAGUGAACUGGAACGAGGUGCUCGAAUGAAGUCUGUUGGAAUUCUUUCCCCAUCGUAUACACUUCUGUACAGAUACAUGCAUUUUCUGGAGAAUCAGGUCAGACAUCAACUUGAAAUUCCUGGACAUUAUGCACAAUUAGAAGCUUUUUAUGAAGACAAGAAAGGUAUUUUACCUGCUGGACUGAGCAGCAAAGGAACCCCGACGUCCAUUCAGCCCCUUCAUUGGUUGCCAUCAGUUAACAAGUACAUGUAUCCAGAGAUGAAGAUCACUCAUCCUGCAGGAUGCAUGUCGCAGUUCAUCAAGUUUUUUGGGGAGCAGAUCAUGGUUCUUUGGAAGUUUGCACUUUUAAGGAAACGGAUCUUGAUUUUUUCACCGCCUCCGGUUGGAGUGGUCUGCUAUAGAGUUUACUGUUGUUGUUGUCUUGCGAAUGUUUCACUGCCUGGGAUUGGAGGAGUUCCUGAAUCCAAACCUUACUUUUAUAUCAGUGUAGCCGAUAUAGAAACCCUGGAGACUGAGAUGUCCUAUGUGGCCUGCACAACGGAAAAGAUAUUUGAAGAAAAGAAGGAUUUGUAUGAUGUUUACAUUGAUAACCAAAAUGUGAAAACCGACCAUGAGCAUCUACAGCAACUGUUGAAAGUAAACAGUGCUGAUAAGGACAAGUACCGCAAGCUCAAUGACCAGAGGCAAAUGCUGCUUUAUUCUCAGGAGGUGGGAGGAGAUUGCAGCACCAAUGAAGAAGACCUGUUCAUUAUGUUUUUCAUGGAACAGAAUAAUCGCAUCUUUCAGAUGUUGUUGGAAGUUUCAGCAUGCCAAGAUAAAACGCUAACAGCUGACCAUGUAAGGAGUAUGGGGCUGGACCCCCAGGGGGAUCGCAUCUUCCUGAUGGAUCUGCUUGAGGUUUAUGGGAUUGAUGUGAUGCUCGUAAUUGACAAUCCCUGUUGUCCAUGAUCGAGGACCUGUGAACUGCUGUUUUAACCAGACGGGUCCAAGAUACUAAAUGAAUUGAUACGUAGCGUUUUAAAAAAAAUAUAGAAACCAACUGCAAUUGUACCAUGGCACACCACGAUUUCUUGAGCUGUGCCCAGGUCAGUUCACAAACCACUUGUUUUUCUCCCUUUUCCAUUGUCAAUAAAUUUAAAGAUUUUGAAGAAUUAACCUACGGGAUAAAUCAGGAUGGUUUCACUGCAAGAAACGCUAAUUUGAAGGAAUUUUUUUUAUAUAGCAAAGUGUUCUUGGUUUUUGCCUUCUAUUGAUAAAAGCUAUUGUGAUUUUUUUUUGUUGGCAUUUGUGACUGUUGUACAAUAGCAGUUGUGAAUUGCGACAUGCACAUGUGGACUUUUGUGCAUCUACACAAAUACAUUUCCAGUGCACAGACACUCUAUACCAUUCCACUGAACUGCAGGGAGAUGCCUUUUUGUAUUGAUCUUCAGCCAAGAUUGGAUUCUACUUUUUGGGAAGAGUUUAGUUUGAUUUCAUAAGGCCCUCUCUAAGCUGUGCUGAGUGGUUAUAUGGUAUUGGCAAUCACCCACUCAUUUUUAAAGUGAAGGUUUUGACCAUUAAAUAAUGAAGUGCACUGUAACAUGACUAUUAGGAAAGAAAUCAUUUCUUUAAACUGCUAUUUGAAAUAUUGUACCAUCAAACUUUUAAAUUAUCCCUGAAUAUAGCUUCUGAUUUUGUUAAUUGUUACUUGACCUUUUGCUGGUAACUUCAUAAUGUUACAUAGCAGGCAAAUUUCGCCAAGUACCAUGUAUAAAAGCAUUAAAAAGUAUUGUUAUGAAUGUGAUUAGAUCCAUAGCAUUUCAGAAGUAAAGAAAAAAAGACAUUUGAUACAACAAAUGCAGGAUACUUGCCAUUAAGCAUCUAUUUGGUAAUUGGUUUAUAGGUCUGGCUGCAUUUUGUAUGUUGUUAUUGAACAGAAGCUACAAGGUGAUAUUGGAGCAUGACUGCGGAAUGAUCACUUAUUUGGUCAAGUGGGAAAAUGUUUCUCAGUGCUACUUUAAGGCAUAAUGAAUGCAAGUAAUAAGGUUCAUGCUUUUUACCAAGUAUCACCAUCUUUAUCUGUUCAUUUAGGAUGAAGGUGUGUUGGGUAUUGUCGUAGAAGCUGGCCUCUUAUUGUUGAUAGAGAGUUGUUUGCAAUGUUUUCCUGCUUUGACGUAGUUUAUUUGAUGAGUAACAAAAGUGGCCAGGUAACAAAGGUUAAUUGUAAAAAGAUUUUAUAGCAUAUGAAGAAAGGAUGAAGCCCCAUGUCAAAGGAAAGGAAAUCUAAUGAGGUGUGAAGGAAGAUGCUAAAUGACAAUUUUGCGUGUGCUUAUCUCUCCUCUGUAUUUUAGUAAGAAUGAAAACAUGAGAAUUGGAAGUGAUUGGUUGAGGAGACAACUACAGUUAAGCAAGUAUUAGGAAACAUAAGUGGGACUCCAAAAUAAACCAGGUAAUUAUAGGUCAUUUAGAUUAAUGUUAACCAUAAGUAAAUUUUAAAAGCCAAAAUGGCUUAAAGUUAUUACUUGUCCAGACAGAUUACAACCUAGUUAUGGAUUACAUUAUUUUAAGGCCAAUAGGCCCAUUGAGAAUGUGCUGAAAAGAUUCACUAAAGUAAUGUCAGGAAUAAGAGAUUAAUUAUGAGAGACCCAAGAAAUUGUUUUUCCCCUCACCCUCAAGCCCCACCAUACAGUAAUAAUGUGCAAAAGGAAGUCUGAUAAAGGUGUUCAAAAUUAAGUGAUAGUGUUUAGUGAUAUUGGUUUUAAGAUCAUCACAAAAAUGUCUACAGAGAGUGCUAAUAAUACAAAUAAUCACCCAUUAGAAACCUGUUCAGAAAGAGAAUAGAAAAAUACAGUGGAAAUGAAUAAAUAUACCAAAUGAAUGGGAUGUUGUGGAUAAACAACUGGCACAAGAUGAGAAUAGUUUUCUUUGCUGUAAGUAGUUUUAGCAAGGAAAUUGGUAUUACCAGGGACAGUGUGGCAAAAGAUACUGUAGCAAUUAAAUUUUCCAGCAAUGCAAAAUAAUAUGCUCAGUGGGCUUAUAAAAGGAUUGAACCUUUAGAUGGAUCUAAACUGAAUAAUUUGAUCACCUCCAUUGAUUUUAAUAUUACUAAAGUAAUGCUCAAUGGAUCGUGCAAAAUGUUCUCAUGAUAAAUGUAUUAGUAAAAAUGAUAACUACACAGGAAUCACUAAUUUUCCAAUCAUCUUUUUGCCUAUCAAUGUGAAACUGUCAAUAUAGCUAAGUGCAAUAGACUUAUCAAAGGUAUUUGUACAAUUUAAGUUUGUACCCAAAAUAUUAGUUUUCAUUCCCCAUAACUACUCAAAAUUAAAUUGGCCUUUCUGAUUUUUUUUUUACUUUGAUUUUUGUAUUGGUUUGUAUACUAAAGAGUAUUGACACCACCUAAAGGUUCAGGAAAUAUAAACCUGCACUACUGCAUAUGCUGCUGACUUAUAAUUUUAAUAUUUUACCAUAGAUGUUGUUUAGAGUGUGUAGUAAUUUCUCCUUGGUAUCUAUUGAGUGCAAGCCUCACAUUUUCCCAAUACAGAUUUUAGAAUUGUUUCUAUUAUCCAAUAAUUUUGUUUGUAUUUUAAAAAGUGAAAUUUUACUUCAGGUGUGCAAUCAAGGUUAUGUUUUUUCUUGAAGCUGAGAGGGUCAAUAUUCAAUAGGUUAAAGAUAAGUCUAUUACAGAUCUGUUGUAAUGGUGAUUUGCACUUGAUGCAUUUUUAACUGCAUAAUAGUAAAAGCAGGAGGAGGUUACUUAAUGCUGGACUGAUACUACAUUGAACAUGGUUGUGCUGCACUUUGUCUAAAAUGAAUACAGCACUUGACACCUAAUUGUGCAUCUAAUCUUAGUAAUCCUUAUGAUUUUACUUAAUUCAUCGUCGGCCUGUUCCUCUAGGUUUGAAAGUAACUUUUGUAAAUGUUUAAUUAACCUGCAUGCAGUUGUGUAUGCUACUGCCUCUUGUGUGGGAACCUUUUGUGGUAGAGAGUGGACACUGGAUGAUUUUAUCCACCUGUGCUAUGGUGGCAUGGUUUAUCUCUGGCUCUGUUCUGUUAAAUUACAUUUGGGAGCUAUAGUUAAGCAUUGCACAUGUUUUCAAAUAAUACCUUUGGUAAUGUUUACACCUACCAUUUCAUCUGUUAAAUCUUCAACCAUUUGGGUAGUCAGAUUAGCUGUUUAGUUGCCUUUUUUUAAAAAAGUCUUUUGACAGCUGGCUGUGUCUUCUAGUACUGCUAAUGUUAGUAAAAGCAAAGCAUUAAUUCUUCGUAGUUCCCUUUAACAUAAGCUAAUGUUUCUUGAUGUCAAAAACAUGCAAUUAAGCAGUAAUAUAACUAACAUGUAAACAAGAUUGAUGAUUGCUGGAGAUUUGUUGGGGGGGGGGUGGUGUUGGUGGGGUGAGAGUGUAACUUAAAUCUGAAAUACUGCAUUUUAGUUGAACAAGUGCUGAUAUUGCAUGUGACCCUCCAAAAUUCUAUCCUUACAAAGUAAAUACAAGUUCUCAACAUUUACUCAGACCUUUUGUUCUCAGUCACAUUCACCAUAAAUUUAGAAAAUUCUUCAAAGUUGUAUAGGAAGUGUAUAAAACAUGAUUGAGUGAUUUGGGCAUGAAGUUUAUUUGUACAUUCUCCUUUUCAUUUUUUGUUGCAGUUCCCUUUAGUUUGUCCAUAGAUGUCAAAGUACUUUUUCAACAUAUGUAGGUGUUUUUCCAUCUGAUUACUCUGCCCACUUGUAUUAAUAUGCCCAACCAUUGUGCAUCUACAAUAGCAAUGAAUCUGCCUCAGACACUGCCUAAGAGAUCAGCAAACAAAUUCAGUUCCAUGAGAGUGGUAUUGUAAUUGUCAUUUCCAGACAUGGUAUGGAAUGAUGUUGGCACCAACAUCUUUAAUAAAACAUUCCUAAAACUGUGUAAUACUGAAUGGUUUAAUAGAGUAUUUUAAGUUGCUUUAUUCUGAAUUGUAAGACGUGUUAUUUAAUAAAUCCAAGAAGCUGAGGUCAGUAAAUACUUUUGUGACUUUGCAAAGUGUUUCUGUCCAUUACUAAUAGAUUUAAUUUAAGCUAGGUUGAGCAGUAGCAUUCAGAAUGGAUGCACCAGACUAUGUAGUUGCUUUGUAAUGACUUUUCUGAUGUGGAAGCUGCAAACCUCCAGCCUCUGUCCGGUGGGGAGAGACUAAAUGCUUUGGUUCCUGGAUAUUGAUUAGGUUUAUGAUGGCAGACUUUAAUUUGUCGUGAUUAUCAAUGAGGUAAGGAAAUGUGAUAUUUAAAAUAAAUACUAAUUACCAAUGCUCUAGGAAGAUAACUGGCCUCUUUUCCCUCUUGCCUCCACUCUUUAUAUGCACGUUACAGUUUCAGAACAUGAUACAUUAAUGGUGACAAUCUGCUCAACAGGUAUUUGUUGAGAUCCACCAGUAUUAAUUGAUGUUAAGAGUAAUCAAAGUGCAAAUGGAAUUUGGUAACAAGGACUGAAGUGGGGGGAAAUCUAUACUACCACUGGCCUGCCAGUAUCAUAGUGGAAAUGAAGGCUCUUGAUCUGUCUGUGUUAUGUACUUGUAGGUAUUGUUUUGAAGAACCUUUGUUAAUCUGCUUAAAACUCUGGAUUCAAAAUUCUGUUGUAUUAACCAGCGGAUAAUAAAUGUUCUAAAGGUAAAUACUGCAGAUGCUGGAAAUAUGAAAUAAAACACAUUGCCAGAAGCAGUCAAGUCAUUCGGUAUCUGCAGAGAAUGAACUUACCAGGUCUCUGAUGUUUCAAAAGAACCUUGUUUAGACCUGCUGAGUAUUUCUAGCAUUUUAUACUUAUAGUUAAGAAAUGUUGUAGAGAGCUUUGUUGAAUUAUGUUAAACACACUGUGAAGCUUGUGUGUUCUUUACUGAUGGAGGUUAGGAGAAGAUGGACAAUUUGAAUUUAAAAGAAAAACUGUGGUCAAGGGUAUUAAAAAUGGACUUUUAAAAUAAAAGGUAUAUGUGAAGGAA
This is a messenger RNA of Pristis pectinata (smalltooth sawfish), 6486 nucleotides long. It is a transcript of the gene dennd11, whose product is annotated as DENN domain containing 11. Bases 148 to 1491 code for a protein of 447 amino acids. Gene Ontology annotation, cellular component: cytoplasm. The record is from RefSeq and is a predicted model, not a curated record. The transcript has 9 exons. NCBI's taxonomy places the organism in Eukaryota, Metazoa, Chordata, Chondrichthyes, Rhinopristiformes, Pristidae.